AUGGCCUCCGCCGAAUCAGACGUCCAGCUGCAAGACUUUGCGAACAUAUUCAGCUUAAAGGGCAAGGUCGCAGUCGUAAGCGGUGGUUCAAGAGGACUAGGACUACACGCUGCAUCUGGUCUCCUCCAAGCUGGGUGCUCCAAGGUCUUCAUUACCAGCCGGAAAGCAAGCGCGUGCGAUGAGGCCGUCGCAGCUCUGAAUGCACUACCAAACAAGCCGCCUGGCGCAAAAGCAUACUCGCUACCGGCAGACAGCUCGAAGCUCUCCGAGAUCGAAAGACUGGUCAAAGAGGUAGAGAAGCAUACGGAUCACGUGGAUAUCCUCUUCGCAAACGCUGGCGCGACAUGGGGAUCACCCUUCGACAAGGUGGAUGAGAAGAAUGGGUGGGACAAAGUCAUGGAUCUGAACGUGAAAGGCGUCUUCUUCACCAUCCAAAGAUUCGCACCGCUCCUCGAGAAAGCCGGGUCGCGCGAAGACCCCUCCCGCGUCAUCAUCACCGGCAGCGUAGCAGGCAUCGGCGCGGGCUCUCUCGGCGAAUCCGGCGCUUACUCGUACGCCGCGUCCAAAGCCGCCGUGCUGCAUCUCGCCCGCAACCUCGCCGUCGAGCUGGGGCCCCGCCAUAUCCUUGUCAACAGCAUUGCGCCGGGGUUUUUCAUGUCCAAGAUGGCGGCUGGGCUGAUGGAGAAGAUUGGCGGCGUCGAGGCGCUGAACAAGAGUAGUCCGAAUGGGCGGGUGGGGAAACCAGAGGAUGUUGCGGCUGCUGUCGUCUUUUUGAGCUCGCGGGCGGGCGGUCAUGUUAAUGGCGAUACGCUUGUGCUUGAUGGGGGGAAGAUUUGGGGGAGUGGGAAGCUGGAGAAGCUGUAG
Cucurbitaria berberidis CBS 394.84 is the source of this 864-nucleotide messenger RNA. RefSeq names its product bile acid 7-dehydroxylase 1/3. Gene Ontology annotation, molecular function: oxidoreductase activity. The coding region runs from base 1 to 864 and encodes 287 amino acids. The transcript is spliced from 3 exons. NCBI's taxonomy places the organism in Eukaryota, Fungi, Ascomycota, Dothideomycetes, Pleosporales, Cucurbitariaceae. The record is from RefSeq and is a predicted model, not a curated record.